AUGGAGGCUUCAGUAGCCCACCGGCCAUGGGAAGACAGCCGGCCUGCGCCCAACACCAACGGCCAUAACGGCAGCCAGACCACCAUCACCACCCUACCGUCCAUCUCGACCCUGACGGCAGCCAUGCAGGUCGACAAGGCGCCUAUACCGGUCGCUUCUGGUGAGAAAUCACCUGCCCAGGCCUCCAUGAACACCCUCGAACGAGACUCGGGCACCUGGUCAAUGCCUCAGAGUACCCGCUCGUCGACGUAUUCUAGCACCACGAACAAUACCAAUGGCUACCAUCAGCACUCGUUUCUCAUAUCUUCGCAGCAGUCGCCCAAUCGGCUGUCAGGUGUCUCUGAGCCUCCUGCUGCUCCCACUGCGGUCUCCUCGCCGGUCUCCAGCCAUGCCUCGCCAGGCCAGAACCCGAUCCUGCCAUCCAUCAACCAGGCUAUGGACCCUCACCAGCAACAGCAACUCCAGCAGCACCAGCAGCAGCAGCAACAACAACAACAAGGCCAAAGACAGGACUACACCGAGUCGCGCCGCAGCAGUAUCGACAGCCGCAUGAAUCAGGGUAUCUCAGCACUUCAGAUCAACCCAACUUCGCCAUACCAUAGCACCAAUGCGUCUCAAUCAUCAGUCGUCUCCGGCAUGCCUCGAGACCGCAUGAGCUACUCGCACCAUACAACAACUUCGUCUCGUUUCCCUCCAGGCCAAUCGGCUAACCAUCAACCACCUCUCUCACCCCUAGGCCCUCGCUCACAGGAUCACCGUAGUCAAUUCCCCGCCGGACGCACCGCCCCUCCCAUCUCGUCGAAUCCUCGUCCGGAAGAGUUCCACGCUGAUUCCCCCGUGCCUGGUCAGGCGUAUGCCUUCCCCGAUCCGAGCAUAUCGCACCACCACCAUUCUUCCCUUAAUGCGCAAGGCCCCGCGCCGCCGAUUUCAAACAAUCCCCGGCCAGAGACCUUCCAUGCAGAGAACCCGGUUCCCGGACAGGCCUAUGCGUUCCCAGAUCCGAGCUUUAGUCGAGCGUCGACCAUCUCCGCGCAGACGGACAGACCGUCAACCCAGUUCACGAGACGACAUUCCACCGCUGAAUCGAUGAAUAGCAGUAUCUAUACUACAGAGUCGAGACUCCCAGCCGGGCAGCAGGAACUGCCUCAAAGUGUCCACCACCACUCUCUUCAACACCGCCAGGUCCGCAAUAUAAUAGGAGAAGGCGACCCGAACGGUGCAACACCCUAUAGCCGCACUCCCGAACUCCGAGUGACGCACAAACUCGCCGAACGCAAACGACGCAGUGAAAUGAAGGACUGCUUCGAAGUACUCCGCGCCCGUCUACCUUCUUCCCAAAACAACAAGUCAAGUAAAUGGGAAACCCUCACUCGGGCAAUCGACUACAUCAACCAGCUCGAGAAAACAGCUUCUCAGUCCCGCGCCGAGACAAACCAGCUACGCAUGGAGCUAGAAGAGAUGCGCGCGCAGCUAAGCCAGGUUCAAUCUCAGCCUCAACAACCGCCGCAACAGCAACAGCAGCAACAACAGCCGCCCCUUACUCGACGGGCUAGUUUUGAACCAUCCUCGUUGCAGCAACAGCAGCAGCAGCAACAAAUGCAAGUCAACGGUAACGGUGGUCUUACUCCACCACAGAACCCAAGCACGCUGUUCCAGACCCACGGCCAUGUUCAGCCUCACCAUAGCCACUGUGCACAUCAUCCGCAGCUCCCGGCCGCACCACCACCAGCACACAGCCACUUCUCUCCCUCGUCCAACGUGACGCCGACAACACAUGCCUCGCCGGAUCCAUCGCGGACACUACCGCCGCUAAUGAACGGAUCCCUGGCCCCCAUGCAGGGUGUCCAAUAUACCGACGAGCGGAGAUGA
Messenger RNA from Trichophyton rubrum CBS 118892, 1869 nucleotides. RefSeq lists its product as uncharacterized. NCBI's taxonomy places the organism in Eukaryota, Fungi, Ascomycota, Eurotiomycetes, Onygenales, Arthrodermataceae. The transcript has 3 exons. Gene Ontology annotation, cellular component: RNA polymerase II transcription regulator complex. Gene Ontology annotation, biological process: positive regulation of transcription by RNA polymerase II. The coding region runs from base 1 to 1869 and encodes 622 amino acids. Gene Ontology annotation, molecular function: DNA-binding transcription factor activity; protein dimerization activity. The record is from RefSeq and is a predicted model, not a curated record.